UUGUGUUGCCGAAAUACCAAUAUAUUACGGAGGGGUGCAGAGUUUCCAGUCCUAGAAAACUUCAUCUAGUCUGAUGCCAAGCUGACACUUGGUGGGUGGGUGUCAUUCAUUAGAAGAUUUGGUUAGAUCGCCGACGAAACUUCUCCGGUACACCUCAUUUAAAGGCACAAUGGACGGCUUUGGCGAUAACUUUGACCAAGCUGAUGUCGACCCAGCCGCCGAGUUUAUUGCUCGCGAACAGAAUGAGCUUGCUGGUCUGGACGACGAUAUUACACCUGCAGCACCGGCCGUAUCUGGUGCUGUGCUAACGAACGAUGAGGAUCCCUUUGGUCUACCAUCCAUUCAAGAUCAAGACCAAGAUCCUUUUGCCAGCUUUGGACAGACCCCAGUAGCUCAGGUUCCAGUUGAUACCCCAGAUAUCAAGACUGCCCCUUUUGAAUUUGAGGAUUCUCUUGAUCAAGCUUCUCAAGAUAGUAAUCUCUUUGUCAAGCAAGAGGAGCCAUCACAAGAUAAUUUACUUAGUGAAACAGGAGGUCUAAAUAGUUUUGGUGAUGCGCCCAGUGAGAACCAGUUCGGCAGUGCUGAGACUGCUGAGGAAGAAACACCAAGCCCAGCUCACCGUCCAACUGUUGUGAGGGAGGAGCCUGAAAAAAUUAAGAAAUGGAGAGAAGAGCAAAAGCUGCGUCUGGAAGAAAAGGAUGCUAAUGAAGAAAAGAAGAGAGAAGAAUGGCAUGAAGCAGCCAAAAAGGAACUUGAAGAAUGGUAUCGCCAUCAUGAUGAAUUGAUUGCCAAAACUCGGGCAGCAAACCGAGAGUCUGCUAUGAAUGCUGAAAAACAAUUUGUAGCAGAUGAUGAUGAAAUUGAACCUGGCACUGAAUGGGAGCGCAUUGCUAAGCAUUGUGACUUUAAUCCAAAAGCUAGCAAGGGCAGCAAGGAUGUGUCCCGCAUGCGUUCAAUCAUUCUCCAGCUGAAGCAAAACCCUUUACCUGUCAACGGAUUUGGAAAUAAACGGUCCUAGGUAAGGAGAUGUCAUCCUAGUGCUAGUGCCUUUCAGACUUCAUAACAGGUUACCGAUCUUUGGCCACUGGAGUGGGUAGUAAUUUCCAUUUAUUUUUUUUAAAUGUUUGAGAUUUAUGAGAGACUUUAGUUUCAUUUAAUAGUGGAAUUAAUCAACUCCGUACUAAAAACUAGCUCCUUCUGCCUGUAAAUGUGUUAAAAUUCUGUACAUUCCUGGAAUAAUUUUUGUGGUGCUUGAGUUAAUGAAUUUGAAAGUUAUACAUUUAAUUUUAAAGAAUUGUUUUUAUGGUUUCAUUAAUGUAUAUUCCCCUGACCAUUUUGAUGAACUCAGCUAUAUGAUAUACCAAAUUAUAUAUUCAUUCACUUAAGUUAUUAGUUCUUCUAAUUUGUAUUUUCAUAAGUUUGAAAUCAAGUUACAUGAAAUAUUGUGGUUAUACUGGUUGACCAUCGUUCUAGUAUUCUUGCUGUUUUGUAUGCGACUCUAAAUACAAAAUGUACAUAAUGUGCUUCAGAUAUUAUGUGGAAAACAAUAUAUUGGAUCAUAGAAA
Messenger RNA from Frankliniella occidentalis (western flower thrips), 1565 nucleotides. RefSeq names its product clathrin light chain (gene Clc). Gene Ontology annotation, molecular function: clathrin heavy chain binding; structural molecule activity. Gene Ontology annotation, cellular component: clathrin coat of trans-Golgi network vesicle; clathrin coat of coated pit; synaptic vesicle membrane. The record is from RefSeq and is a predicted model, not a curated record. NCBI's taxonomy places the organism in Eukaryota, Metazoa, Arthropoda, Insecta, Thysanoptera, Thripidae. Gene Ontology annotation, biological process: intracellular protein transport; clathrin-dependent endocytosis; clathrin coat assembly.